This is a messenger RNA of Camponotus floridanus (Florida carpenter ant), 1515 nucleotides long. RefSeq lists its product as uncharacterized. The coding region runs from base 1 to 1515 and encodes 504 amino acids. The transcript has a single exon. Lineage: Eukaryota; Metazoa; Arthropoda; Insecta; Hymenoptera; Formicidae. The record is from RefSeq and is a predicted model, not a curated record.
AUGACCCUGGUCAAAACACCGUUCAUCAAAGGAUCCGUGUGUUAUUUACCGCAUCACGGAGUGCUUCGGACUUCCAGCACGACCACCAAGUUGAGAGUGGUCUUCAACGGAUCUCAAUGUACGCCUGCCGGAGACUCGCUCAACAACGCAUUCCUGGUCGGAGCCAAUCUUCUGCCAACUCUCGCCGACGUCCUUCUGCGUUGGCGCUGGCACCGCUUCGCCUUCAUCGCCGACAUCGAGAAGAUGUACCGGCAGAUCCUGGUAUAUCCAGACGAUCGAGACCUGCAGCGGAUCUUAUGGAGGCGACAGUGCACCGAUGACAUCCAGGAGUAUCGCCUCAACACGGUGACAUACGGAUUGGCCUGUGCACCGUUCCUGGCGGUCAGGACUCUCCGCCAAUUAGCCGACGAUGAGGAGCCGGCAAACCCGGCGGGAGCAGUGGCGUUGAGGCGCGACUGUUAUGUCGACGACAUCGUCACAGGCGCCAGCACCCUGUCCGAGGCAGUCGAGAAGCAGAGGCAGUUACGCCGACUCUGCACGGCGGGCGGGUUUCCCUUGAGGAAGUGGGCCUCAAAUCAUCAGAAGAUCCUCGAGGAGAUACCACGGGAGCAUCAACUCCAGCAGCCACACCACGACUGGGAGGACGACGCGCAUCCGACGCUUGGGUUACGGUGGCACCCCCGCAGCGACUCCUUCACCUUCCGCCUUCAGCCUCGCACGAUCGCCCCGCUAACGAAACGACAGGCGCUGUCGGAGACGGCUCGAAUAUUCGAUCCUUUAGGCUGGUUAGCUCCAGUCACCGCUUGUGCCAAAAUCCUCAUCCAGUCGGCUUGGAUGAAGCAGUUGGAUUGGGACGCCCCACUGCCUCAAUCAGAUGAGACGCUGUGGAGACAUCUGCUUGAGGAUCUUCCGCUGUUGGAGCAGCUCCGGCUGCAACGAUGGCUGAAGGCCGAUAACCAACCUAAUCACGUAGAGCUCCACGGGUUCGCUGACGCGUCAGAGCGAGGUUACGCAGCCGUCGUGUACCUCCGCGUGGUGAGCUCCUCCUCGACCACGAUCAGCCUGCUUGCUGCAAAAAGCAAAGUUGCACCCAUUAAGCCCGUGUCUCUACCGCGCUUGGAAUUGUGCGCUGCAGUCUUGGUCACUAACCUGACUUUUCAUCUUUGCGAAGCCUUAGACUUGUUUUCAGCUCCAGUUACUCUAUGGUCGGACUCCCGGGUCACUCUUCAGUGGAUACAAGGACACGCCUCGAAGUGGAAAACCUUCGUGGCCAACCGGGUGUCCCACAUCCAGAAGUUUCGUAACUUCCGGAGGCACGCUGGCGACACAUCCCAGGGCGAGACAACCCCGCCGACUGCGCCUCUCGGGGGAUUGAGCCCCGGGACCUGCUCAACCACUCCCUCUGGUGGACGGGACCCCCAUGGCUCGCCAAGGAUCCAGCGGUCUGGCCACAGCACGGCCACGCCACACACGACGUCGAGGUGCCGGAGACGAGAGCAAUCGCCUCCCACUUGA